AUGCCAACGGUACUUGAGGUUGACGCUUCACAGAAAGGGCUGGGAGCAUGCCUCACUCAACAUGGCAAACCUAUUGCCUCUGCAUCCAAAAGUUUCUUACCGACGCAGAAAAAUUACUCCAACAUAGAAAGGGAAACGCUGGAAAUGGUGUUUGGCAUAGCCCGUUUCCACAACUACCUCUUCGGGAAGGAGUUUGUGUUCCCAGUCGUCCACAGGCUGCGAGAUACCAAGAGCGCAACGGUAGUUGGUGUGACAUCGCGUACACUUGGCAUGUUCGGAGCGCCGGCAGAGAUAAUAUCGGACAAUUUCCAACAGUUCGUUGGAGCGCCGCACCAGGACAUGUGUGCUUCAUGGGGCAUAAGUCACAUCACAUCCUCACCCCGAUACCCUCAAUCCAACGGUUUUGUGGAACGUUCAGUGCGGACAGUCAAGGCACUCAUAAAGAGAUGCCAAAAGUCAAAGCAGAAUGUUGACAAAGCACUUCUGAACCUGCGAGCUACUCCCAUUGACUCCAAACUGCCGUAUCCGGCCGAGAUUCUGUUUGGCAGGCCACCUUGCAUAAGCUUGCCAAGCCGCCGCCGAAUGAAAGCAGAUUACGACAGGAGACACUCAGCCAAUGAGCUCCCACCUCUCCAUGUUGGGCAGAAGGUCCGGAUUCUUGAUCAGGAUUCUCGGGCUUGGCUGCCAGCCGAGGUGACAACCGUGUGUAGAGAGACGAGGUCGUGUAAAGUCGCCACCCCAAACGGCAGCAUAUUGAGGCGUACUCGAUCACCUCAGAGGGAUGACAGAUACACGACACUCUAUCACUCCCAAGCGUGUCAGAUUUGCAGACACCGAGAAAACCAAAGACCUCAGUAA
Messenger RNA from Patiria miniata (bat star), 858 nucleotides. RefSeq lists its product as uncharacterized. Gene Ontology annotation, biological process: DNA integration. The record is from RefSeq and is a predicted model, not a curated record. Gene Ontology annotation, molecular function: nucleic acid binding. Lineage: Eukaryota; Metazoa; Echinodermata; Asteroidea; Valvatida; Asterinidae. Bases 1 to 858 code for a protein of 285 amino acids. The transcript has 2 exons.